Polyodon spathula (Mississippi paddlefish) is the source of this 4408-nucleotide messenger RNA. RefSeq names its product ectoderm-neural cortex protein 1-like. Gene Ontology annotation, molecular function: protein binding. Lineage: Eukaryota; Metazoa; Chordata; Actinopteri; Acipenseriformes; Polyodontidae. The coding region runs from base 578 to 2353 and encodes 591 amino acids. The transcript is spliced from 3 exons. The record is from RefSeq and is a predicted model, not a curated record.
GUUUUAUUUUUUUUCAGACGCGUUGUCUGUCUGACUAUUGUGUUUCUGGUGGUUUGUAUUCUUCACCUUUCUUUCUCAUUCUCUCUGAAGCCCGGCGAUUUGCAUACCCCUCCUCUUUCUCCUCAGUGUCUGAGAAGAUCCUCCCUCAGAGCGGUUCAAAUGCAGUCCUACUGACUAACCCAAGCAGACAGACUUACUUACACAUGCUGCAUAGCGAUCAUAUUCAAAGCAAGCAAGACGACUCGGCGCUGGCAGAGGAAAGGGCUCAAACACUCCCGACUGGAUCGUCUCACACAGCAAUACUCCAACACAGUGUGGGGAUACCGGGAAAAAAGGAACAUACAGCACAGUGUUGCGAGUGGUCAAACUUUGAUGGAACAUGAGCACAGCAUCACACACUACAAGGAAACGUAAAGGAUAAAGACGCGUCCACUCGCGCUUCACCGCGGACGCACGGGCAUCGGGGAUCGAUUCAGAGCGCUCCAGCUUUGUGAACACCGUGGUUGUUGUACUGAAAUGGCAUGGUCGGAUAAUAAAGGAUUGUUCUAAACCAUGUGCUUACUAUAAAUUUGACUCAAUGAAAAUGUCAGUCUGCAUUCACGAGAACCGCAAGUCCCGUUCCAGUACGGGCUCCUUGAACGUCUACCUCUUCCACAAGUCUUCGUACGCGGAUAGCGUCCUGACGCACCUCAAUGCCCUGAGGCAGCAGAGGCUCUUUACCGAUGUCCUGCUGCAUGCGGGGAACCGUUCCUUCCCCUGCCACCGGGCGGUGCUGGCUGCUUGCAGCCGAUACUUUGAGGCCAUGUUCAGCGGGGGUCUGCGGGAGAGCCAAGCCAGCGAGGUGAACUUCCAUGACUCCAUCCACCCCGAGGUGCUGGAGCUGCUGCUGGACUACGCCUACUCCUCGCGGGUCAUUAUCAACGAGGACAACGCAGAGUCGCUCCUGGAGGCUGGAGACAUGCUGCAGUUCCAGGACAUCCGGGACGCCUGUGCAGAGUUCCUGGAGAAGAACCUGCAUCCCACCAACUGCCUGGGCAUGCUGCUCUUCUCGGAUGCCCAUCAGUGCAGCAGGCUGUUCGAGCUCUCCUGGGGGAUGUGCCUGAGCAACUUCCCAGCCAUCAGCAAGUCUGAGGACUUCCUACAGCUGCCCAAAGACAUGCUGGUGCAGCUGCUCUCCAACGAGGAGCUGGAGACGGAGGACGAAAGGGUUGUUUACGAUUCUGCCCUCAACUGGGUGAACUACGACCUGAAGAAGAGGCACUGCUACCUCCCAGAGCUGCUGCGCACAGUCAGGCUGGCCCUCCUACCUGCCAUCUUUCUGAUGGAGAAUGUCUCUACAGAGGAGCUCAUCAACAAGCAGGCCCAGAGCAAGGCGCUGGUGGAGGAGGCUAUCCUCUGUAAGCUAAAAAUCUUGCAGAACGACGGGGUGGUCACUAGCUUGUGUGCCCGUCCCCGCAAGACCAGUCAUGCCCUCUUCCUGUUGGGAGGCCAGACGUUCAUGUGUGACAAGCUCUACCUGGUGGACCAGAAAGCAAAAGAGAUCAUCCCCAAGACAGACAUCCCCAGCCCUCGCAAGGAGUUCAGUGCCUGUGCUAUUGAGUGCAAGGUCUACAUCACUGGGGGCCGGGGCUCAGAAAAUGGGGUGUCCAAAGAUGUUUGGGUCUACGACACCCUGCAUGAGGAAUGGUCCAAGGCAGCCCCCAUGCUUAUCGCCAGGUUUGGCCAUGGCUCUGCAGAGCUUAAGCACUGUCUGUAUGUAGUAGGUGGGCACACGGCAGCCACAGGGUGUCUCCCAGCAUCUCCAUCAGUGUCCCUCAAGCAGGUCGAACAGUACGACCCAGGCACCAAUAAGUGGACCAUAGUGGCCCCUCUCAGGGAAGGGGUGAGCAACGCAGCUGUGGUCAGCGUCAAACUGAAGCUGUUUGCCUUCGGGGGCACCAGUGUCAGUCAUGACAAGCUCCCCAAAGUGCAGUGCUAUGAUCCACUGGAGAACAGAUGGACAGUGCCAGCCACCUGCCCACAGCCCUGGCGAUACACAGCUGCAGCUGUGCUUGGUAACCAGAUUUUUGUCAUAGGAGGUGAUACAGAAUUCUCGGCAUGCUCAGCCUACAAGUUCAACAGCGAGACCUACCAGUGGACUAAAGUAGGGGACGUUACAGCAAAGCGCAUGAGCUGUCAGGCUGUGGCUUCUGGAAACAAACUGUAUGUAGUCGGGGGCUAUUUUGGCACACAGAGAUGCAAAACACUGGACUGUUAUGACCCCACACAGGACACCUGGAACAGCCUAACUACAGUGCCCUAUUCACUCAUUCCGACAGCGUUUGUCAGUACCUGGAAGCACCUUCCAGCUUAGAAGUGAAGCUUCAAAACAGCAGGGAUAAUGCUGUUCUUGCAAAAAAUCUAAUGGAUAUCUACUGUGAAGAAGUCAACUUUUUACCACAUGGCAUGAAGGAUAAAAGGGAUGGGGAUGGGGAUGGGGAUGGGGGGAUCAUGGGCGGGAGACUUUUUGAUGAAAAUGAUGUCUACCCUCGCAAUGUCUGCACCACAAGCUGGUCAUGAAGGACCAGCCUCCUGUUCUGUGCGUUUAGGGACAUCAAUGUUGUUUAAAAAUGAAACAAUGAAGCUGUGUGCUCCAGACAAGCUUCUGUAAUCAAGGAUUACUGUCAAUGUUAAUCAGCCCUCACAAAGGAAAAGAAAAGCACAGGGGUUUACAUGUUCAUAGAAAUGUUCAUUGACUUAACUCCGCCAUUUGUGUGUGAAAUUUGAAAUGUUUGUCACCUCACGACAUGACAUGUUGAAGUGCCAACACCAGCUGUGGAGGAAAUCGGGCAGUUCUGAAGCCCUGCAAUGUCAAUUUGAGUAAAUAUACGAUUGGGGUUUUUGCAGCCUACUAACAGAGGUCUAGUUGUAGGCUGAACCUGGGGUGUUAUUUAGCCUGCCUUUGUUAUCUGAGCAGCCUGAAAUGCAAAACCAGCAAGAGAAGAUGAGAAUCUGGGACUAUAACUGAAUCUGGAUAAUAUUAUUAAUAAUAAUAAUAAUAAUAAUAAUAAUAAUAAUAAUAAUAAUAAUAGUGAUAAGAAAUAUUUCUACAGUGAAAAUGCUAGUAUGCAAAUACUGGCCUUAAAUAUAUGUUAUAAUUUAUGAAGAAUGUUGUUGCUGUUGUUGUUGUAAAGAUACAUAUUUGAUGUCCUCUGCUCAGCUACUAGGUAUUUAUUGUUCUGCUGCUCGUAUGCUUAUGGAUGUUUUUGUUUUGUUCCAUGCAUGGCCCCUUCUGUUUGACUGGGCUCUCAUUUUGCACAGUUUGUUUACUUGGCGCUUUAAACUGUAUUCUUCUUUUUGAACUCCCCCCCCACCCGUCCCCCCCGCCACAUUCUAGGAGAGCAGUCCGAGGAGGUGUGGGUUGUUGGGGUGUCUCAGGAAUCGGCUGGUUGGAAAUGGAAGGAUUAUAAGGCCAGGAGCUGAAGUUACACAAAACGUGCUAAGCUGAAGGUAAAGGCGAUGAGGUCACAGACAGUCAGGUUACACAGUUGUCUAAAAGGGGGUUAAUGAGAGGUGGGUGAGCUCUGAAAUAUGAUACAGGUCUUCUGGCAAGUUAUUUAUUAGUUAUUUCUAUUGGAUGCUGAACCCAUUUAAAGUAUAAAUUGUGUGGCAUGGGCCGCUAUGCCGUGGUUGCGGCUGUUCUAAUGUCUGCUUUGAAAAUGGAUGGAACAAGAGAUGCAACACUUGCUUUCAAGUUAGCUAAUUCUGUCACUAAAUUGUAUUUAUUUUGCUUUUUGCACCCCAGCCUUUCCGAAUCUUAUGUUAGAAAUCCUUGUUUGACUUUCUUUUUCUGUUCAUUCUGUUUCAUAUCUGAAACUUGUACUACAAGUUUCUUUUUCAAACUCACCCAUAUCACGCAAAAAUGCUGAGGCUAAGGUUGCAAAUUCUCAUAACCUAAUGGGUCUGACCUUGGUCUACUGUAGUUUCUGCCUAGGACAAAAAAGAGAGUGUAUUUAAACCAAAACAGUUUUAUGAGAUUUGAUAUUCCUAAAAGCCCUGAAUUGAAUUUCUUGCAUGAUUGGAAAACGAUAGAUAACAUGUUACAGCUGCUUUUCUUUUUAGAAACAUCCCCCACCUUUUAUCCCAAAACAAUUCACAGCACACUUCACUCCAAAACCAGCAGACAAGGAGGUUCCUCCCAUUUUCUCUGCGAAUUGCCGUAGAAACACAUUACAAAGAGCAGGCUUCUAUUUCUAGUGUGUUUGUGUGUGUCCUUUUCAGUGGGUCUGAAUAAGAGAUGAAUCAUUUCCCUGCUUUGACUCAGUUACAUGUGUGCAUUUAGCAAUAUGCUGGUGUACAAAUAAUAAUGCGCUGAUGGUUUUUUUUUUUUUUUUUUUUCAUUGUUGUGACUUUUAUAAUUUUACAUUUU